AUGCCUCGUAACCCCGCUGUCACUGUGCUGGCGAGGCAAACCCUGAAGACGGCAUACGAUGAGCUUGAGCGCACCAUCACUCCAGGAGACAAACGAAACUUUGGCAAUACGACCCUGCAGCAUGUCCGAAAGACAGCCCUUGACAUUGAAAAUCAGCUUGCUGCUCGGCAAUCACUCCGCAACAUGCGCCGUCUCAUGCCCCUCUUCCGAGGACUUGAACAUUACUCCAAGGUUGUUGAUAUUCUCUGUAACGGCACUCCCUAUUUACCGUGGAUAUGGGCACCUAUCACUCUCAUCCUGCGGAUAGCCUCGGAGUAUGUCGAGGCGUUUGAAAAGAUCAUCAAGGGUUAUUCGAAUAUCGCCGAAUCACUCAAGCGAUUUGAGAUCCUCGGCGAUGCAUUUCGUGGCGAGCCAGAGUUCCACAAGACGCUUGCCGUCUUUUACGCCGACAUUUUGGAAUUCCAUAAGAAUGCAUACAAAUUCGUUCGAAGAAGUGGCUGGAAACUCAUGUUUGUCACGUCCUGGGGCCGUUUCGAGAGCAAGUUCAACAAUAUUCUCGAAGACUUGAACCGACACGGCUCUUUGAUCGACCAGGAAGCAAACGCUCUCGACAUUGCCGAAGCAAGAAAGAUGCGAGAAGAUAUUCGAUCCUGGAGAGAAGAGAGCCAGAGCCAACUCGACCGCGAGCAGGCCGAGAAGAGCGCGAAGCAGUUUGAGGCUACCGCAUCGUGGCUCAAGAUCAACGAAUCAGAUCAGCUGACAAUCUUUGACUCGAUAAUUUCAGAAGUAGCCGAACAUCAAGGAACUUGCGCGUGGAUCUUGAAGAACCAAAAGGUCCGCUCUUGGCUUCAAGACAAGCCAGAUACUCCAGCACUUUGGUUGCAGGGAUCGGCUGGGACUGGGAAAAGUGUCCUAUGCACACAGCUCGCAAUCUUUAUGAAGGCAUCCAACAGCUUUACCAUCCACCACUUUUGCACCUACCGCUACGCGUCUUCGACCGCGUAUGAGCAGAUCCUGAAGUCGUUGAUUCUUCAGCUUGUUCGAAAGGACGGCGAUCUGGUCGCCCACGUCAACGAGGCAUACGUCUUGGAGAAAAAGCCACCUACAACUGUAGCUCUUGAACAGCUCUUUCAAACGCUUCUUGCCAACAUGUCCAGCCGGCCCAACCAGGAAGAGCUCCGACAGCUUGACAUAGGGCAGGCUGAAAUCGAAGAGAUCCGGACAGUGAUCGUGGAAAAGGCUGACGGAAUGUUUCUCUACGCCCGGCUUGUUAUGGACUAUCUCGCGACCAACAUUUUCUACAGUGGUGAUGAAAUCAAGCAGUCGGUGAACGAACUGCCAAGGAAGCUCGCAGAUUUCUACUAUAAGAUCCUGACCCAGAUUCUGGUUCAGUUGGACUCUCGCUCCGUGGACCGUGUGAGAUGCAUUCUCGGUUGGGUUGCGUUUGCGGAACGACCACUUCAGAAGCUUGAAUUACUUUCUGCUAUCAGUUUCAGCCCCGGUGAUCCUAAGAUUAAUCGUUUGGCGCCUCAGUACAUCCUAGACAUCUGCGGGACUCUGAUCGAGGAGAGAAGGGAUUCAACCCUAGCGUUCAUCCAUAUCUCCGUGAAAGAGUUCCUCCAAAGCUCUUCAAGCAACAUCGUCAUCCACAAGCAGCAAGCACUUCGUGAACACGGCGUAGCCACAGUCACUUGUCUUUUAUCUGGUUUACGACUCUUUGGAGGCGAAUUCUCUGAACACGACAGAGUGCUUCGGAUAGGCAAGGGACUUCACGGGUUUCAUGUCUAUGCUACCGAGUAUUGGACAGAGUACUUGUUGUCCCAUAUAGCGAGGGCUGAUGGCAUCGACACAAAUUCUCCUGAACUACUGAUGAUCCUUGCUUGUCAACUGGCGGAUGUGGUGAAAGAUUCGAGUCCAGAAAUGGCUGUUGAGAACGAUGGAGGAACAAGUCAGCUCGACGAGCGCCUCCCAGCUCUACGGCAAUACCCAGCACUCUACAGAAUCCUGCAAGAGAAUGGUAACGUCUCGAGGGAUCUCGACACCCUCGGCAUCCUCGAAAUCUAGUUUCAUGUCAGAAAGCAUCACUGCUUUGCUGGCAUCGUACCAAGGUGCUGUCAUGUCCCUGGUUGACCACGAUCACUUCCCGGGCCUCACCAGAGAUGAGUUGGAACUGUUUAGAGCUCAUUUUGGAACGGCUGCGCUCACAUGCCGGCUGGGGUCCUGCCCAAGGGCUACCGUUGGCUUUGAGACAGAGAGGCUUCGGUCAGAUCACGAGAUGUCACACGUCAGAUGCUUUCCAUGCACAUUCUCGGGCUGUCAGUACCCUCCUUUUGGGUCAGCCAAGGCCCUGAAGAAGCACACGAGCACGCAUCACGCUGUAGUGACUGGUAGAAAAACGAUUCGCAGGACUGGAUCCAGACGUGUUCAACGUGGCCAACAGCAGUCGACACCCUCUUCAUUCGACCAGUAUUCCAUGGCAGCCCUGACGAAGAAGGUAGAUGAAAGAAGCCCGGUGCCACCACCACCACAUGUUGGCCCACUUGCCUCAAGGACGACUACAGAGCAGUACAUGGCUGGACCAGCUCCCCCGUCCGCCGUGCACGCUGGCCCUGUUCCUAGCAACCCCCCCUUGGUUCAGCAGUGGCAUUUCCCCAAGCCCAACGCGCGCACGCAAAAGAAUCUCAUCGACAUUGACGACAUCCUUGGCCAGAUGCAAGACACUAUCUACGAGAACGCCAGCCAUGUUACUGCUGGCGCUCAUGUCCACGGCGAGGGUUUUAACGGCUACCGCAAUACUCCUUCGCCUCCUACUUUUUACCGAUUACCGGAAAGCAUUCCCGUGACAGCCGACGUCUCACGGUCCGUAUCUGCGGCCACCAUGGCUUCACCCAGGGAAGAAGAUGGUAAUGGC
Fusarium falciforme is the source of this 2911-nucleotide messenger RNA. Its product is annotated as NACHT domain-containing protein. The transcript is spliced from 8 exons. Lineage: Eukaryota; Fungi; Ascomycota; Sordariomycetes; Hypocreales; Nectriaceae. The coding region runs from base 1 to 2064 and encodes 687 amino acids. The record is from RefSeq and is a predicted model, not a curated record.